This is a messenger RNA of Eruca vesicaria subsp. sativa (arugula), 800 nucleotides long. Lineage: Eukaryota; Viridiplantae; Streptophyta; Magnoliopsida; Brassicales; Brassicaceae. The record is from the annotation of a GenBank genome assembly.
AAAAAAGUUCGGUAUAUGCAAAUAUUUAGCAACGACCGUAUUUGGGUUUGUCCGGAGAAGAACAUGACGCAGAUACAUCCUGUCCUAGCAUUACCUAUGGCUUCCGGUGCCGGAGAAGACAAGAGUUCACCGUACUUGACGACAGAGCAAGAGAGUUUCACGAUUUGGAUGAGAUCUCUAGUGUGCCAUAGCAAAGGCUGCACAGUUUUUAAUUCCAAAGGAAACUUAAUCUAUCGAGUGGAUAAUUAUGAUUCCAAGAGUUGCAGUGAAGUUUCUCUUAUGGCCUUAUACGGAGAAGCCUUGUUUACGUUGCGUCAAAAGAACUCGGGAUUAUACAAAUAUUGGGAAGGACAUAACUCAACAGGAACAAUAUUUCGAGUAAGAAAGAACUUCAAGAUUUGGCCAAACGGUUCGUCGUCUUCUUACAAAGUUUCAAUGGGAUCCGGUAAAGAUGAUCAACAAUCUUGUUAUAAGAUUGUAAACAACAAAUCGGUUUUCACUAUUGAAGAUGGGUCAGGAAGAUUGAUGGCAGAAGUUAAAAAGAAACAAUCAAACGUUAAUGGUUUAGAUUUUGGAGAAGAUGUUUUGACAAUGAUGGUUGAGCCAGAGGUAGAUCAUUCUUUCAUUAUGGGUAUUGUAAUAGCUUACGGUCUUCUAAAAUGUAAAUUAUGAUUUUUUUUUUCUUUUUGGGUGAGAAACAUUCAUUUUGUAAAUUUAAUGCAGUGAAUGAAAACACACAAAUGUUUAGGGAGCCAAAAACAUUCCAAAACUAGGCAUAGACAUCUGUAACUGAACCUGAU